Molecule: messenger RNA, 4898 nt
Organism: Amborella trichopoda
Lineage: Eukaryota; Viridiplantae; Streptophyta; Magnoliopsida; Amborellales; Amborellaceae
Source: RefSeq, a predicted model, not a curated record
CCAAAAUACCAUCGACACGUUUUGAAGGUAUUUUGGUCGAUUUAUUUGAUGUAAAAUAUUUUUUUGAUACUUUCGGUAGAUUCGUUUAUUUUCUAUCAAUAAACACUUCUAAAAAAAUAGAGAGAGAGAGAGGGAGAAAACCAAUUGGCAGUCCGUCCGAUGGCAGUUUUCCUAAACUUCUGUGAUGAAGACACGGGAAAGAGCUUCACGGCCCAUCUCAACAAAUCUCUCACUGAUUCCGGUAUCUCUACCACCUUCUCACUCACACAACAAAAACCACCACCACCACCGAGAGAUAUAGAGAAAGCUAUUAAAGAAUGUGAGGUGUUUAUUGCCGUCUUUUCACCCAACUAUGCAUCCUCUUUCUCUUGCCUUCACCACCUCUCUUAUGUACUGAGCUUGCCAACGAGGAGGACUAUCGUUCCUGUGUUUUAUGAAGUCGAGCCUUGGCAUGUGUGCUGGCAAAAGGGGCCUUUCGAGGGGGCUUUCGAGGAUCACAAAAAUAAGAACACGAUGCAGGGGUGGAGAAAUGCUUUGAAAGAAGUUGCCCAUAUUUUUGGUUUGGAUACCAAGGAUUACAGCUAUGCUUCCUCUUCCUUCUGCCUCGACAAGCUUUUUUAUAUUCUGAGUUUGCCACCAACGAGGAGGAGGCCCUUUCUUCCUGCCACUUAUGAUAUGGAGCCUUCGGAUUUCCGUUGGCAAAAGGGAUCCUUCAAGGGAGCUUUUGAGGAUCACAAACGUAAGAAUGGGAUUGAUGAGGAGACGAUGCAGAGGUCGAGAAAUGCUCUGAAAGAAGUUGCCGAUCUUUCUGGUUGGGAAAUGAAGAAUUACGGGGCUGAAGCAAAUUUGGUAGAGAAACUUGUUACGUAUGUUUCUACGAAUUUGGAGAGCAAAGCACCAAUGCAUAUUGCUGAUCAUCCUGUUGGGCUUGAAUCUCGCAUUGCUGAUGUGAUGGGACUCUUAGACAUUGAUAAUGUUGAUGCUCGGAUAAUUGGGAUCCAUGGAAUGGGUGGCAUUGGUAAGACUACUCUUGCUAAGGCAGUGUAUAACAAAAUACGUUCAAGCUUCCAAGGCUCCUGUUGUUUCCUCUCAGAUGUUAGAGCAAUGUCAAAAACAAAUAAUGGAGUUGUCGACUUGCAGAAACAGCUUCUUUAAGAACUGUUUAAUGAAAGUGAGCCAAUGUUGAUGGAGAUCAACGUUAUUAAGAACAGGAUUGGUUCUAAGAAAGUUGUUGUUGUAAUUGAUGACAUUGAUAGCGAGAAGCAGCUUGAAAAUUUAGCUAUUAACCGUGGUGGGUAUCAUAAAGGGAGUAGGAUCAUCAUCACUACAAGGGAUGAGCAUGUGUUGAAUGUAAACAAGAGAGUUGAUGAGUGUCAUAUCUACAAGCUCAAAGAAUUGGAUGGCACAGAAUCUCUUCAACUCUUCUGUCGGUCUGCAUUUGGGAUGGAUGAACCCAAGCAAGAAUAUGCCAACCUCUCCGAGGAUGUGGUAUCCAAUGUUGGUGGCCUUCCACUAGCUCUUGAAGUGUUGGGAAGUUACUUAAACGAUAAGACCCUUGAAGAGUGGGAAGAGGCAGUAAAAAAUUUGAAACCAAUAUCUGAAAAGGAUGUCAUGCCAACGCUGAAAAUAAGUUUCGAUGAUUUGAAUGAAGAAACAAAACAAAUGUUUCUUGACAUUGCAUGCUUCUUCAUAGGAGAAGAUAGAGAUUAUACAAUUGAUAUAUGGAAAGGUUGUGGUUUCCCUGUUUUAAAUUCCAUAAGGAAACUAUUGCAAAGGACACUUAAAAAGAUUAUUAAUAAGAAUGGGUUGUGGAUGCACGACCUACUUCGUGAUAUGGGGAGGCGGAUUGUUGAACUAGAAAACCUGGAUGAUCCUGGACGGCGCAGUAGGUUGUGGUCUGAAGAAGUCAUCAAUGAUGUGUUGAAGAAUAACGGAACUCGAAAAGUUCGAGGCAUAAACGUCUUGGACACCAUUGAAACUGAAGCAUUUAAAUCAUUGACCAAUCUGAAGCUGCUCAGAAUUAAUGGUGUGUCUCUGAAUGGGAGCUUCAAAAUAUCUUUCAUUGGAAUUAGUGUGGAUACAAUGGUGGGAUUGUCCUUUACACUUUUCCCGAAGUUGAAGAGUCUUCAUCUCAACAAUUGCUACAACUUAGAGAGAAUUCCCGACUGCUCUCUAUACCCAAACUUGGAGAAGUUGAUGCUCGCCGAGUGUCCAAACCUCGAGGAACUGCCAGAUUCGCUAGGCUCACUAGCAAACCUUAAGGAGUUGGAUGUGACUGGGUGCUAUAACCUCAGCAGAUACCCAGCAUCAAUUGGAAGGAUGAGGUCACUACGUUAUUUAAGAAUGGGAAUUAUUUCUAUAGCCGCAUUACCUGAUGAUUUUGGGCAUCUUUCUAAUCUCGAAGAGUUAAACAUGGAAUGGUGUGAACAGUUGAAAGAGCUCCCCAAAAGCUUUCGAAGUCUCACAAGUUUAAGGAUUCUCAAAAUUAGAGAAAUCAAUUUGAUUCCAUCUUUUUUCUCUGGUUUUUCUUCUUUGGAAGAGUUGGAAGCAGAAUUUUGCAAUUUAGAGGGGAUGAUUCCUGAUGGCUUUGAAAAAUUGUCAUCAUUGAAAACGUUGAGUCUUGGCAAUAACAAUUUUCAAGGCUUGCCUAGUAGCAUGAGGGGCCUUUCUCAACUAGAAACACUGUCUGUAAAAUAUUGCAAGCAGCUGGUAGCAAUCCCUGAGCUCCCCACCAGUUUGAAAGUUUUAGAUGCACCAGGAUGCAAAAGUUUGCAAACAAUUCCCAAGCUAUCCCACCUUUCUAAACUAGAAAAUCUGAAUAUAAGUUGUUGUGAGAAGCUAUUAGCUAUCGAGGAUCUUCCCACCAUUUUGGAAAUUUUGAAUGCUAACAGCUGCAUAUCUUUGCAAGUAAUACCCAACCUCGCUCACUUUUUUAUACCCAACCUCUCUCACCUUUCUCAACUAGAACACUUGAAUGUUUCUUACUGUGAGAAGCUAUUAGCUAUCGAGGAUCUUCCCACCAGUUUGAAAACUUUGAGGGCUUCCAACUGCAUAUCUUUGGAAAUUAUACCCAACCUCUCUCACUUUUCUCAACUUGAAGAAUUUGAUUUAAGUAACUGUAAGAGGAUGACUAAGAUACACGGUAUCAGUGGAUUGAAAUCAUUGAGAAGAUUGUACUUGAGUGGUUGCAGCCCUCAUGUUUGGACAGAUCAAAAUCUGGCGAAGGAAAUGUUUACAAGUUUAGAGCAGUUAAGUGUUCCUGGGAGCAAGGUUCCAAAUUGGUUCGCAUGUAAAUACACACCAAGAUACACCUGGAAUCCAGAUGGGACAUUGCAUCAACAAGUGUCGUGCACACUGCCGUGGCCUUCACAUGCAGGCCUUGAUAACAAAGAAAUGAUGGUGUACAAUGGUCAUACGGUUGACUUAUUGAUCAAGAGGGAAGGCGAAGUAUUAAGUGAAUUUCCAUUACAAAUUUAUCCAGGCACCCGCCAAAAUGAAAUUUAUUUUUACCAUUUUCGAGAUGGUCGAUAACAUCACGAGGUUGGAAUGUUCUGGUUGGAAGAUGGGGAUCAAAUUGAAGUCGUGAAUGGCUCGAGACAAUGCGAGGAUCAAGUUGAAGACAUAGACGAAUUGAGGGCAUCGUUGAGCUUUCCCUGCAUCCAUUUGAAGAAAGUAGGGAUCAAUUGCAUAUAUGAAUCAGAAGAUACUGAGGAUUUUAUGUCUAAAUCAGAAGAGACCGAGGAAUUGAUAUGCGAAUCAUCAGGUACCGAGGAUUUUAUGUCUGCAUCAGAAGAGACUGAGGAAUUGAUAUGCGAAUCAUCAGGUUCCACGUCUAAAUCAGAAGAGACCAAGGAAUUGAUAUGCGAAUCAUCAGGCACCAAGGAUUUUAUAUACGAAUUAAAAGAUUCCCAGGAUUUUAUGGAAGAAAAACUGGCCGACUUCUUCAAUUCAUUGUAUGUAGAAUGACAAUUUGCAGCCUCACUAUCUCUUAAGGUUUUUGCAUCUUGGAGGAAUUGGAUGCAGAAUCUUGUAAAUGGGAGGGGAGGAUUUCUGAUGCGUUUGAAAAGUCUCACAAGUUUAAGGAUUCUCAAAAUUAUGUGCCGCUGGUAUCUAUUCCUGAUCUCCCAACCAGUUUGAAAGUUGUAGAUGUACACGGAUGCGAAAGUUCCGAAAACAUUUCGAAGCUAUCUCACCUUUCUAAACUGGAACACUUGAAUGUUUCAUGCUGUGCGAUGCUAUUAGUUAUCAAGGAUAUUCCCACUACUUUGAAAACUUUGAGGGCUUCCGAGUGCAUAUCUUUGGAAUAUAUAGCCAGCCUCUCACCUUUCUCAAUUGGAAGAAUUGGAUUUAACGAACUGUAAGAGGUUGAUUAAGAUAAUGGGUACCAUUGGGUUGCAAUCUUUGAGACCUCACGUUUGGGUAGAUCAAAAUCUAAGAAGGGAAGUUACUUCCUUUGCACAAAAGCUCAUGUUGUUUGGUUAUUGAGUUACCUUUAUUUCAUUGACCGCUAAUUUCCAUUUUACUUUCAUUGUGUGUAUAUAUAGGAAAUGUUUACAAGUUUACGGAACACAAUGCGAGGAUCAAGUUAAGGACAAAGAUGAAUCGAGGCCAUCCAGAAGGUUUCCCUGCUUCAACUUGAAGAAGGCAGGGAUUCAUUUUGUAUAUGAAACAGAAGAUACUGAGGAUUCAUAGAAGAAAAACUGGCUGGCUUCUUCAAUUCAUUGUAUGUUUCAUGACGAUUUGCAGCCUCACUAAUCUUGAGGUUCCGACAAAUAUUUUCCUUCAGAUUGCUAGAUUGUGCUUUGUUUUGUUUAUAACAGAUGGAUCACAAAUGAAGUCAGUAUCAUUAGCCUUUUUAUUCAAUGAUUUUGAAUGAAAAGUUAUUAUCUUUUGACUCA